UGUGUUUCGUAAACAUUGACAACAAAUUGUUUUAAAUGUGAAAUCAAUUGCAUUUUCAUUGUAUACCGGAUUAGUGUUACGAUUAACUCAACAAAUGAAGAUCUAUUGGUUUAUAUCAGUUGUGGUCAACAUAGUGUUGGUGGCAAUCGACCAAUCGUUUGCCGAAGACUUACUCAUCAAUGAAUCCAAUAUCCAAUACAUUAAACUAUUUCACGCCUUCAGUAAAGACCUAAACUACGAGUCGAGGGCUUUGAUCACAAUUAAUGGCCUCAACAACAGUCCAUUCAUACGACAGGAACCGCUGUCUACUGAUGCCAUGAUUGCCCUCCAACAAAGUUCAAGUGAGGGAUCAUUUUAUUAUCUCAAAGCCGUUGCCAUCAAGUCUUUAGACGAUGAAAAUGCCGUCAAGACUUCGACCACUUUUAUUAAAGCCUGUUCACUCUAUGAGUCGUCCCUUUCGGAUGUUUUGGUCGUAACCCUCGACUCGAACGGACAGUUCUUGUCAUUGAGUGCAUCCACUCUUAACCAGCAAUGCAUUCCUUCGGUGAAGAGUUCUUUGGGAUCAAAAUUGUCUAAUUUUAACACAACUGUUGUGGUUAUGCCAACAAUUGUCUCGAAUGGUCCCGACACUCAGGCAUAUGUCCAGCGCAUGGAACAGGAGAAGUCUGAGAAGCUUAGGGGCGAUAAGACAGACAACCGAUCCUUCUUUGCUAAAUACAACUCUUUGAGGAUUAGCUUCCAAUCGGGUCAAUGUCUCGAAGAAUAUGUUCUCUUCUUUGGCAAUCCAUGGCCUGAAUGGACACAACACUUGAUAUGGACUGACAUCGAUGUGAACGCCUAUAUUAAGUGUAGCGAAGUGUGUGAGGACUGGCUGUGA
Molecule: messenger RNA, 877 nt
Organism: Oppiella nova
Lineage: Eukaryota; Metazoa; Arthropoda; Arachnida; Sarcoptiformes; Oppiidae
Source: the annotation of a GenBank genome assembly